Loa loa (African eye worm) is the source of this 1143-nucleotide messenger RNA. RefSeq lists its product as hypothetical. Bases 1 to 1143 code for a protein of 380 amino acids. The record is from RefSeq and is a predicted model, not a curated record. Lineage: Eukaryota; Metazoa; Nematoda; Chromadorea; Rhabditida; Onchocercidae. The transcript has 7 exons.
AUGAUCCAACUUCUGUUAGCUGUUGUGCUAAUAACUGUCUGUAAAGCACAAUAUGGUGAAGUAGCACCACCAUCUUUGGCACAACCAAUAAAUUAUGCAUCGAAUAUUCCCGAAGAAAUCCCUUAUACAAGUGAACCUUCGUAUUCCGGAAAUGAGUAUGAAAAUGUUACAAAAGAAAUUGUUCAAUCAGAAAGUAAUCCACCAUCCACACAAUUACUUCAUCCGGCCGAAAAUAUAACUUGUGGAUCACCGAUAGAUGAUUAUGCAUCAUCUAGUUCAAUUCCAACAAUAACACAAUCAACUGUCAACCAAAUCAACCAAACAAGUAGACAACCGCUUAUUUCGUCAUCAACAAAAUCAUCUCCAAGAAUAUCCAAAGUUUCAUCAUUUAGACCACGUACGACAACUUCAUCAUUAAAACCUCAAUCACUUUCAACUAGAUCAUCAACAAGACCUACUCGACAUACAACACGCAUUACCACAAAACAUUCUCGGAUUACUUCAACUUCAAAAAAACCUACCCAAACAAUCAGCAGAAUAACUCAAAGUCGAACGAGUGAAACAUCACGAUCAACUCGUUUAUCGUCUACAAUACCAACACAGCCGGGUAGUACAAGAAAACCGGAAAGUCGACCGAUCACAUUGCCAAGUAGACGAUCAGAUUGCUCAGCAUCUGAUACACUUUUCGUGGUAGAUUCAACCAGCUCAGUAAAGCGAUUCUUUGAGGAUCAUCGUGAAUACAUUAUUGAAACUAUUAAUUUAAUUCUUCCCGAAAUUGACAAUGAAACAAGGAUUGGAAAAUUACCAUUCUUUGCCGGUAUAACUGCUACGGGAGCAGCAUUAAAAUUAGCAUUGGAGUUGUUGCAAGAUCGUCGUUCCAAUGUGCUUACUAAUGUUGUCGUCGUUACCGAUGGUUUCAGUUAUGAUUUGGUUGAUGAGCCAUCAUCAAUGCUUCAUCGAUUACCCAAUGUUCGAACAUUUACUGCAACAGUUACCGAUUCAUGGAGGGAGUAUGAAUUGGAAACAAUUGCUGGUGAGCGUAAAAGAGUAUUCAAGGGGAAAAAUUCGGCGCGUGAUUUAGCUAAAGCGUUAACAUCUUGUGAUAAUGGAUCACGUUUACGUGGUUUACGACAAAGUAAUUAA